Molecule: messenger RNA, 727 nt
Organism: Eucalyptus grandis
Lineage: Eukaryota; Viridiplantae; Streptophyta; Magnoliopsida; Myrtales; Myrtaceae
Product: WAS/WASL-interacting protein family member 3-like
Exons: 3
Coding region: 1-699 (232 amino acids)
Source: RefSeq, a predicted model, not a curated record
AUGCCUGCGCCUGUCAAAAUCGUCCUCUCUCUCCUCUCUCUCCCCCGUUCUCCGUUCCGUUCCGUUGCGGGGGAGAACAAAAGCCUUUACGAAAGCCGCUUCUCUCCCCCUCCUCUGCUCUCUCUCUCCAUUCUCGCCGACGAUCUCUCUCUGUCCAUUCUCGACUCCGACGCCCCGCCGACGACCUCGCCUCCGCCUCCGCCUCCGCCCCCAACGCCCUCUCGCGACUCCGACGCCCCCGACUCAAGCUGGUUGCCUCCGACGCCUCCGACGCCACCUCCUCCCCGACACCCUCUCGCGACUUCGACGCGCCCGACUCAAGUCGGUUGCCUCCGACGCCUCCGACGCCCCCGACGCCGCCUCCGCCUCCGCCCCGACGCCCUCUCGCCACUCCGUCGCCCCCGACUCCGACGCCGACGCCCACCUCCGCCUCUGCCUCCGCCGACGCCCUUUCCACCUCCGCCGAAGCCUCGACCGAUCGUUCGGCUGGGGACUCUGCUCAUAUCUCACAGCGUCAUCGUCAGUGUCAUCUGCUGCAUUGCUGGGGUUCUGGCUCUGCUUUUGCUGCUGAUUCUCACCAAGAACACCUACAUUCCAGUCACUCACGCCAUGCGGUCACUUCGGAGUGUCAAGUGCCUUGCUGCUUCCAUCAAGUGGUCCUGGCUGAAUUAUCUUCCGGGAAGACAACUAGGCUUGUGAAAUCUCAUGCCUGACAGGACAAUUUUGC